Tetrahymena thermophila SB210 is the source of this 924-nucleotide messenger RNA. Its product is annotated as alpha/beta fold hydrolase. Gene Ontology annotation, molecular function: catalytic activity. The record is from RefSeq and is a predicted model, not a curated record. The transcript has a single exon. NCBI's taxonomy places the organism in Eukaryota, Ciliophora, Oligohymenophorea, Hymenostomatida, Tetrahymenidae.
AUGUUUAAAGCUCAGAACUAGUUUUUAAAGCUGUCAAAUGGUGAUACUUUAGCUUAUUCUGUAAUUAAUCCUGAUAAUGUUCAAACAGUGCUUUUAAUUCAUGGAAAUAUGUCUGAAAAAAACAGUUGGAAUCGUUUAGUUGUUGAACUAAGUAAGUUCCCUUACAGGAUUAUAGCAAUAGACUAAAGAGGCUAUGGAGAGUCCUCAUAUAUAAAUAAAAUAGAAAAGAUAGAAGACUUGAGUUCUGACUUAAAAGAAUUCUGCCAAACUCUUUAAUUAUAAGAUUUAAUUAUUUGUGGAUGGAGUUUAGGUGGAAUUGUGACUUUGCAGUUUACAGCAGAGAACCCAUUGCUAGUGAAACGCGCAGUGCUGAUAGCAAGUGGCCAUGUAGAAGGCUUUCCUCUAUAAAUCAAUGAUGUAUAAGGUAGUUCUACUAAUAAUGAUAAUUCUGAUAAUACAUAGACUAGAAGAGUACAAUCUAUAGAAGAGGUUAAUGCUCAUCCUAAAAUUUAAUAUUUUAAGUAAAUAAUAAAACACUAAGAUAAAACUACUUUUAAAAAUAUAUGUAAAUCUGUUCUUUUUAAUGGAUUAUAUGCUCCAAACCUAGAAUGUGAGGAGCUCAAUUUAUUUGCUGAGGGCUUUUUGAAAUAGUAAAAUUAUGUUGAAAUAGCAUUUGCUCUAUCAAAUUUUAAUAUUGCUAAAACCAAUCUUUUAGAUAGAAUUUAAUGUCCCAUAUUGAUUUAUCAUGGUGCUAAGGAUGUUGUUAUUCCUAAGCAUCUUGCUUUAAGUAAUGCAGAAUUUAUAGGUAAAGAUAAAUGUAAGGUAAUAAUAAAAGAAGAAUUUGGUCACUGCCCUCCUUAUGAUUCUCCUAAUGAGUUGGCUUAGGAAAUAAAUGAGUUUUGCUAAGAAAAUUUAGUUUUAUGA